Molecule: messenger RNA, 915 nt
Organism: Penicillium manginii
Lineage: Eukaryota; Fungi; Ascomycota; Eurotiomycetes; Eurotiales; Aspergillaceae
Product: sugar phosphate isomerase/epimerase family protein
Exons: 1
Coding region: 1-915 (304 amino acids)
Source: RefSeq, a predicted model, not a curated record
AUGCUUGACAAUCCCCUCGCAAUCACGACCUCUUCCUUGGGCCUUCAUCCUUCUCAUACACUGCCGGAGAAAAUCCAUGCUGCCGCCUCUGCCUCGUUUUCCGCAAUCGAAAUAGUCUACAAGGAACUCGAAGACUAUGCCAUCUCUCAAGAACCAGCUUUGAGCAUAAGGGACGCAGCAGAGGUUAUUGCCAAAUUAUGCUCGUCUGAAAACUUAGCGGUGUUAUCUUUAAACCCUUUCAAAAAUUUCGAAGGUCACAAUUCGCCUUUGAAAGAUCGACUGGAGUCUGCACGAGACUGGAUCGAAAUUGCGGCAUUCUUGGGAGCCAAGUACUUGCAAGUGCCAUCACAAUUUGAUGCCGAAAACAGUUCCGGAGACUGGCCACGCAUGGUUGCCGAUUUACAAGAACUUAGCGCCUUGGCAGCCUCUUACUCUCUCAGCAUCGCCUACGAAGCUGUGGCCUGGGGUACCUAUAUUGACACUUGGGAGGAAUCGCUACGUAUGGUCCAGGAUGUCAACCGAGUGAAUUUUGGCCUUUGUCUCGACAGCUUUCACGUGGCUGCUCGGGUGUGGGGGGAUGUCACGGUCAAGAGUGGGAUGCGUGAAGAUGCAGAUUCAGCUUUGCAGAAGUCCCUUGAUCGAUUCGUUGAAACAUGCCCAACGGAUAAGAUAUUCUAUGUGCAGCUUUCGGACGGCGAGAGAUUCCUACCAGCAUUAACGCCAGAGCAUCGUUUCUAUUCGGAAGACUUACACCCGUCCAUAUGUUGGUCACGAAACAUGCGGCCAUUUCCGCUUGAAGAGGAGCUAGGAGCGUAUCUUCCUAUCACAGCUAUUUCUCACGCAUGGCUGAAAAGAAAAGGCUGGAAAGGUGUGGUUUCGAUGGAGAUCUUUGACUGGAGAAUGAGAGAAAAAUGA